This is a messenger RNA of Mangifera indica (mango), 1992 nucleotides long. RefSeq names its product cyclic nucleotide-gated ion channel 1-like. NCBI's taxonomy places the organism in Eukaryota, Viridiplantae, Streptophyta, Magnoliopsida, Sapindales, Anacardiaceae. The record is from RefSeq and is a predicted model, not a curated record. The coding region runs from base 271 to 1794 and encodes 507 amino acids. The transcript has 8 exons.
UUUUAAUGGAUGAUUAGAUUAUGCAAUCACAUGAUGACACAUUAAUCUGUUUGUACAUAUAGUGUUAACCGAAUUUAAAAAAAAUUCCAGUCCUCUGACUCCAAUUAUGGAGUAGAAAAGAAUAUUGCAGAUGGAAAAAUUAAAGCAACUAUUAGGAUCUGAUGCCUUCCAGGUUUCCAUCUGGUUGGUUAUUAAUAUUGGUGAAGAAUCCACCAUUAUUUUCCAGACAAAUUUGCAGAUCGAAAUCCAGAGACUUUGGCCUUGUUCAUCAUGUCGGAGACUCAGCUUCAGGCCUUGAGUAUUGAGGACGGUGAGAAAGAAGAAAUUAAAAUUGCAGGUGAUGAUCCUCGAGGAAUUUGGCAACACCUGCGUCAUUAUCUGAAAGUUGCAGUAAAAACUUUCGACCUGGAUAGUCCUUGGGGAUACGGGGCUUUUCUCACUGCUUAUAUGAUCGUCAUCUUCGUGCAUCCUUUGCAUUACUAUGCUUAUGUGAUCAAUUCCCAGCAUAAUUGCCUGGAAAUCAACAAUGAAUUGUAUGCCACAUUUGCUGUGGUUGCCUUUUUCAAUACUUACAUGCUGCUAUAUGUUCCAAAUGAAAUCGGAAAAAUCUUCCUGGGGACUAUUAGGAAAGAGAAGGGGAUUGAACAUUUCAUGUUUACUCAAGUACCAGUCUUGUUAAUGACGUUGACUAUACUUCCGGAUUUGACAAGGGGAACAACGGACAAGAUCUUUGUGACUACAACGAACUUGUUUCUUUUCGGAUAUAUGCUUCUAGUUAUCGGACUCUCGAUAACUAUCAGAAAUGCCUCCAAACAGACAGGGUUUAUCGCCAGAGCCAAAUGGGCAAAAGCUGUGUUCAAUCUUUUCCUUUACUUGCAUGGAGGUCAUGUAUUUGGAGCAAUCUGGUAUUGUUUUGCCAUCGACAGGAUUCUUGUUUGUUGGAGGGACGAAUACAUUUCCAAGAAUACAUUGAAAUAUAGCACUUUCGUUUGUGGUAAUCAUAAUUUAGAGAAGCUAAGUUGUCAUAAAACAGCAAAUAUCACAGAUUUUGGAAUAUUCAAUGAUGCUCUUGAAUAUAGAAUUGUGGAAAUGAAGCCAUUUCUGAAGAAAUAUUUGUUCUGUUUACGAUGGGGUCUGCAAGUUCUCAGUUGUUUCGGUCAAAAUCUCCAACCAAGUACCUUUCCCCUGGAAAAUAUAUAUGUGAUUUCUGUAAUCAUCUAUUCCACCCUGCUGUUUGUGUUUUUAAUUGGAAAUAUGCAGACUUAUCUGCAAUCUGCAAGUGAAAGACCUGAGGAUAUCGUCAACAACAUUAAGAUGGAAGAACGCUUAGGAAGGUUGAAGAAAGUAAAAGAGUUGGGAAAAUGGCAAGAAUCACGGUUGAAGGUGCUGUGUAAUCGUAUGAAGCCAGCUUUCUAUGGUGACCGAACUCUCGUCAUCCGGGAGGGGGAACCCAUCAGUGAAAUUCUCUUUGUGCUGCAGGGAAAGUUAUGGACAUACACCUCCUCCAGGGCUGACACAGAUGAUAGCAGCAAUGGCAAAAAUGUUCUUAUGGGAGAAGGCGAUAUCAUCGGGGAAGAACUUGUCAGCUGGAUUCAAGCUCAGCCUCACUCAUCCACCCUGCCAAUCUCAACCAGAACCAUUCAAACGCUGAAGCAUGUUGAAGCCGUCGCCAUUACGGCCUAUGACCUGAAAGAUGUGUUCAUUAAAAAGCUAGAACCAGAAGCAAUAGGCACGAGAUCACUCCUGAAGAAGUGCACUGGAUGGUUCCAUUCACGUUUCAGGAAAAAGCUUUGAACGCUUGCGGCUAUGGAGUCAGAAGUCGUUAUCACUUGGAUUUGACUUUGCCAGGACAUAUUUUGGUUUAAACUGUUUUUUUUUUUUUUUUUUUUGGGUUGGGUAUAAUUAUGGCUUUCGCUGAUACACAUUAUGUCUUCUUGUUAUUCGACAUUCAUGCCUUUUGCCUUAAUAAGGUCUAGGCCUGCUUUGCUUUUA